Molecule: messenger RNA, 1135 nt
Organism: Cryptococcus deneoformans JEC21
Lineage: Eukaryota; Fungi; Basidiomycota; Tremellomycetes; Tremellales; Cryptococcaceae
Exons: 3
Coding region: 79-1083 (334 amino acids)
Cellular component (GO): mitochondrial small ribosomal subunit
Molecular function (GO): structural constituent of ribosome
Source: RefSeq, a predicted model, not a curated record
UUCUGCUGAGCCGAAGCUGUUUCGUUUACUACUGUUUUGACACUUUAUUUAUUUUUCCAGCAGUCGUCGUCCCCCGGUAUGCGUCGAAUCCCUUCCCAGGUACCCUCGGCCGUAUCGCGCCUUUUGCAAGGCCAAGUGAUCUCGAGCCCUCCUACGUGGUACAACCCGGCGCUUGCGCACCCUCCUCCCCAGCUCCCGCCCUACCAAGUGAAAUCCCGUCCGCGUGUUUCCGCCAAGCUCCCCGGCGGUGGCAGCGGCGACGGGGGCGGCCAAUUUAUCGACACGGCGCCGAUUCCUGCCGGAGAACUGGAGCGGCGGGACAGGUUGCGGGGGUACAAGCAGCGAAAGGGACGACCGCUAAAGAUUGCGUACGAGGAAGAUUGGGUGCGCAGGCAGUUUUUCAAGGAUUUUCCGUUUGAGGCGUUGAGGCCGGUGAGUAUGGUGGAAGGCGUGGAGAUUGAUGUGCGGGAAAAGGUGGGGGGGGAGGAAUGGACGAGUUUGGAGCAGAGGGGGUUGUAUCCCACCGUCGAGGACUGUAUCGAGUUUGUGAUCAAUGUGAGAAACACGCGGAAUGUUUCGAUUUCAGAAGCGUACGCGCUUGCGACUGAAGAGUUUGUGUCGUUGAGGGGCAGGCAUCAGCUGGCGACUUUGGCGGCGGAGAUUGAGGCGCGACACUAUGGAGCAGAGUUCAAGCCGGAUGUCUUUGAACGCGCAUUCAACCUUGAAGAAAAGGCGCUCGAAAGUUUGAGACCAUUCACCGCUUCUUCCUCUUCCUCUUCCGGUUCCUCCCGUGUCAAGUAUCGUGAACAGCCUCGAUGGCAGUGGUCAAACACUGUGCCACCUUCAUCUAUCCCCGGUGCGGGUGCCGGCGGGUUCUCCAGGGGGCAGAAUUACGUGGCUAAAUGGAAGAUGCCUGAACCGCUGAGAGUGGGCGCGCAAGGACAAGGUGAUCUGUUGGCUGCUAUCCCUGCGGCGGGAGAGAUGCCGCCGGCAGAAGGGGCGGAAGGGGUGGCGGAGGAAGAUGCCAAGUUGGAGGAUUUGGAGAUGCUAAAGGCUGCUUUGGGCAGCUCAAAAUCGGCGUAAAGGGUCAAGGACACGAUGCAUUUUUCGAUUCAUUACAUUCCUACAUGACAUA